Spirometra erinaceieuropaei is the source of this 1005-nucleotide messenger RNA. The record is from the annotation of a GenBank genome assembly. NCBI's taxonomy places the organism in Eukaryota, Metazoa, Platyhelminthes, Cestoda, Diphyllobothriidea, Diphyllobothriidae.
AUGGACGUAGUAGGUCGCUCGCUUGCUUGCAGAUGUAGACUACGACCAGCGUCCAUUUACUGGCUGCGAUGGGCCGAGCACUUCAGAGGCGUCCUCAACCGUCCCUCCACCAUCUCCGACACCGCCAUCGCCCGUCUGCCUCAAUUGGAGACGAACGUCGACCUCGACCUCCCACCCUUUCUACACGAAACCAUCAGGACCGUGCAGCAGCUUCCCAGCAGUAAAGGGCCCGGAUCGAAUGCGAUCCCCGCUGAGAUUUACAAGCACGGUGGAUUAUCUGACUGCGCUCUUCCAGGAAAUGUGGCGUCAAGGAGGAGUCCGCAGGAUUUCAGGGACGCCACAAUCGUUCACCUCUACAAGCGGAAAGGGAACCGCCAAAUCUGCGACACCCACCGAGGCAUUUCCCUGCUGAACAUCACUGAGAAGAUGUUCGCUCGCAUUUUUCGCAACCGCCAGAACAACCAUCUGGAACAGGAUCUCCUGCCGAAAAGCGAGUGCGGCUUCCGUCGUCAUCGUGGUACCACCGACAUGAUCUUCGCCGCCCGCCAACUGCGGGAGAAGUGUCAGGAGAUGCGAACCCACCCCUACUCUACCCUCCUGGAUUUGACAAAAUCCUUCGACACGGUGAAUCGAGAAGGGCUGUGGAAAAUCAUGCAGAAAUUCGGUUGUCCAGAACGAUUCUAUCGGAUGCUGCUUCAGCUCCACGAUUGCAUGAUGGCGCGAGUUACGGACAAUGGAGCUGUCUCAGAGGCACUUUCACUGACCAGCGGGGUGAACAAGGGCUGCGUCCUCGCGCCCACCCUCUUCAGUCUCAUGUCCUCUGCCAUGCUGAUGGACGCCUACGGUGACGAAAGCGCCGGGAUCCGCGUCGCCUAUAGAACGGACGGCCACCUCCUCAAUCUGCACUUCCAGUCGCGUGUAUACACAACCACCGUCCACGAACUUCUGUUCGCCGAUGACUGCGCUCUCAAUGCAACUACUGAAGGACACAUGCAAAAGAGCAUG